CCACCUUCCUCACACAACCAGGACAAGCAAGCAGCAGAACCAGUGUCAGAUUUCCCGAGGCACAAGUUGAGCGCAAGAUGGAGCACCAGGGGCGCGGCGCAGGCGAGAAGAAGGGCGUCGUGGAGAGCAUCACGGAGAAGCUCCCCGGUGGCCACGGUGAUCACCAGCAGGCCACCGGUGGCACGUACGGUCAGCAGGGACACGCCGGAGUUACCGGCGAGAACAUCAAGGAGAAGCUCCCCGGUGGCCACGGUGAUCACCAGCAGACCACUGGAAUGACCGGCUCGGAGACGCAUGCCACCACGGCCACCACCGAUGGCAACUACGGGAAGUCGGGACACACCGGCACUGACGGCACCGGUGAGAACAAGAGUAUCAUGGACAAGAUCAAGGACAAGCUGCCUGGACAGCACUAAGCCCAACCGGUCUGCCCGCUACCUUUGCAGAAUAAUAUAAUAAGAUGGCCAACUUCCACCGUGUAUACAUGAAUCGAGUCUAGUUCAACUAGCUCACUUGGUCGUACAUCUGGGUUUAAGCUUUCAUGGACAACAGUGUGUCGAGGGUUUUUGUUUGUUUACAAUUUGCAUACUUUGAUGUGGAAAUUUCCUUUGGUUCAA
Aegilops tauschii subsp. strangulata is the source of this 617-nucleotide messenger RNA. Its product is annotated as dehydrin DHN3. Gene Ontology annotation, cellular component: cytosol. The record is from RefSeq and is a predicted model, not a curated record. Gene Ontology annotation, biological process: response to abscisic acid; cold acclimation; response to water deprivation. Lineage: Eukaryota; Viridiplantae; Streptophyta; Magnoliopsida; Poales; Poaceae.